Messenger RNA from Phyllostomus discolor (pale spear-nosed bat), 950 nucleotides. Its product is annotated as C4b-binding protein alpha chain-like. Lineage: Eukaryota; Metazoa; Chordata; Mammalia; Chiroptera; Phyllostomidae. The transcript has 4 exons. Bases 105 to 671 code for a protein of 188 amino acids. The record is from RefSeq and is a predicted model, not a curated record.
CUUGGCUUAGGAAUCAUUUCAACUGCUAUUGAACUUUUCUUCAUCUUUAUUCAAGGUGUCUGAGAGUACUGAGCCCUACAGUGGCACCUCUGAGACUCUCCAUCAUGUCCCCCAAGUUACAGAGCAUUCUCCAAGCCCUGUACUUCUUUGGCAUCUUGACCUUACUGCUGUGCCCCUCUGGUCUGUGUGAUUGCGGUAGCCCUCCUAAUAUUGCCCAUGGAUCUCAUCACGAUGCAAGUUCAUUUUUUUCCUUUACAACUGUGGUGCUCUAUGAAUGUGAUGAAGGAUAUGUUCUGGUUGGAGACCCCAAAAUCACCUGCAGAAAUUCACAAUGGUCAUCUCCAGCCCCUAAAUGUAAAGCUCUGUGUCUGAAACCGGAGAUAGAAAAUGGAAAUCUGUCUGUGGAUAAGAAUCUGUACAUUGAACUUGAAAAUGUCACCAUCCAGUGUGAUACUGGCUAUGGUAUUGUCAACAAUCAAAGUAUCACCUGCUCAGAAAACAGAACCUGGUACCCAGAGGUGCCCACAUGUAAGUGGGAAGUCCAUAAUGGCUGUGAAGAAGUGGUAGAUGGAAGAAAACUCUUGCAGUGUCUCCCAAACCCAGAGGAUGUGAAAAUGGCCCUGGAAGUGUAUAAACUGUCUCUGGAGAUUAAGCGACUCAAACAGGAGUAAGACUUGAAAAGGAACAUCAGUUAGAGAUCAUUGCAUCCAUUUCCCCUCACUCAUUCCACACCCUAGUCCCCUGCCAAAUAAAGUAUUAAGUGCUUUUUUCUUACUAGCAACUCUAGUAAUUUCUUAAGUGCUAUUAUUUACUGAAAAAAUCACCUGUUUUAGGAGACUCUUAGUGGCACCAAUAAUAUGGAACUAUUGAUAAUUUAUCUUAGCUCAGAUUAAGCUUCUGCUUUUGUGGAUUUGGUGGAAUGGCAGAAAUAAAUAAUUACCUAUCAAAAA